AUGAAGAUGAUGAAAUCCGAAGAAGGCAAAAAGAUCAAAACUUUAAGUGGCAAUGCCGCCCCUCGUCUAAAUACAGGGCGGAUGGGAACACGUGGAUUUGGAGGCAUCUUUCCUCUUUCAAGAAUCUACCCUUUAAUACAUCAUGUCAUAGGAAGGUUAGGGUUAAAAGGAUCCUCGAUCACAGAGGAAGUUGAAAGGGAGAGAUUGCAGAGAGUGCGGCUAAAGAAAAACAUCAUUUUCUAAUAUGGAGAAUAAGAACUCGUCAGGCCCAAUUCCUGAUGGCUGGGAGGCUAAGACUGAACAGCAAAAGGAUGGAUCGGAAGUCCAGUGCUACUGGUGUCCCAGAAAUGGUCAGCACUUUUUCACAUAUGCUGAUAUGAUGCGCUAUAUAGCAUAUGCUCAGAAUGACAAGCUUUCAAUAUACUCCCCAGAUUUUCAGACCGUUAAGCUCAGAAAAAAAGCUAAUUGGUCCCAGAAGGGGAACAGAACUAUAGUUACUCCUAGGAGAUGUUACUUUCUGGGGGAGAGUUCAAAGACACUGCCUUCUUAUCGAGUAACUUCUACCGAGGAAAGCUCCGACUUAGAGGAAAGGACUACCCCGUCUGACCCUGAGGACAGCACUGAAUCUACUGAUACAGGGAAGAAUAUGGAAGCUGGUCAGGCUGGGAUUGACAAAACCAAAAUUCCGAACAGUGAGCUUGGUAAAUGGGAUGAAGAUGAGUUUAGCAUUUUCUCAGAUUUCUCUAAUAAUGAUUAAACCAUACUGUUAUUUUAUAUUGUUCCUUGUACUUCUUCAGAUAUUUGCUUGUGUGCAGUAUUCUUAUUUCCGGAGGUUUAUUUGAAUGUGUUUUUUCUAAUGCCUGGAUGGGUCAAUGGAGGUGUAAUAGAUGCUUAAAGAAAACUUAGAUUUAAUUUUCAGUAGUUGAUAUAC
Messenger RNA from Fragaria vesca subsp. vesca, 931 nucleotides. RefSeq lists its product as uncharacterized. Bases 245 to 757 code for a protein of 170 amino acids. The record is from RefSeq and is a predicted model, not a curated record. Gene Ontology annotation, molecular function: DNA binding. The transcript is spliced from 5 exons. Lineage: Eukaryota; Viridiplantae; Streptophyta; Magnoliopsida; Rosales; Rosaceae.